AGAACAUUUGCGCGGUGUAGUUGAUUUCAGUUUGGCUGAUUUGUUCCGUUAGAUCUAGGUAGCUGCAUUUGACGUGAUUCUGGUUUCUGUUUGGCUUGAACUGUAUUGAUUUUGUUAAGAAUAGUCGUCAAAAGCUGCCUCUAGGCCUGAAGGCACUUAUGGUGCAGGAGGAUGCUUGAGAAUGUGUUUCAUGUGAAAAUUAUAGGGUGCACCUAAAAUCCUCCUGUUUGUGGCGUCUCAAUGAUUUCUGUAGAGCUUCGUUUCAUCACUUGUGUACAUAUUUGUCGUUCACGAGUGUUUCAGUAAAUGUUUAUGGCUAUAAUCAGGAACUUUCCAAAACGGUAACUGUGUGGUACCGAAUGGACGCAUUGGCACUUGGAGACAAUGGCGACCAACCUGCCCUUCUUAUAUCAGUGGAUAUCAAAAACCUUUUUGACGGAAUUAUGUUUAGUCACCGGUAUACCAGUUGGGUUCAAGUAGAAGAUGCUCUAAGCAAGCUGGAAUCAGUAAUAUAUGUAUAUGUGUAUGACAGAGUAUACCUAGGCAACUCAUACACAUUAUGUAAUCAAAAAGUGCAUACGGGACCAUGAAUUUCAAGAGUUGAAGUACAAAUUAGUAGUCUUUCGUUGUACAUAUGGCAUGAAGCGAAAAACUAGAGGUUCAGGUUUACGCGUCAAACCUGCAAAAUACACCGGUUGCCAAUCUGGCUUUCGUAUACGCUACAAGGAGGACGAGUUUAUCAUUUCUCCCGCGAAAACAGUUCACAAUCACAGAUGUGAAAAAAGUCUUAUGAUAGGUGAUCCAUAUUUUAGACGCCUGUCCGGGGAUGAAAACGAGAAUAUUGCACCAGUUGUGAAGACUACAUCUGAGGUUGCUGAUGUUUUGGAAUAUGCUGAAGAGAAUUUUAAUAAAGUUUUGACGAGCACAGAUGUGUAUAAUUUACGUAAGGAUGUGAGACCAGCCAUGCCUUUGAGAUCAGAUGUUAUGCGCAUAAUAAGGCAAAGUGGUCAGGUGGUUGAAUACGUGGAUUCGAAUACAGGGAUAACCAGCAGAAUUUGCUUCGCCUUGGAAUCACAGGUUCAGUUAUAUCGGAAAUAUGGAGAGGUGGUGACGGCAUAUACCUGCACCAAGUGGAUUGUACCGAUUCUACUUGUACCUGCAGAAUAUUUAGGGCACAAAGAAUACCUUGCUGGCAUAUGCUGCUAUGUCACACUCAAAUUCCUCAGUUUACAGUUGACAAAGUAAUUCGCCUGUGUCGCAGAUGGUUUUGGCAGGAUCCGUUGCUACCAAGUCGUGUGCCGUGUGAAGGUUCAGUGAAGAAACCCUGCAUGGAGAUACUGCAACUUCGCAGGCAAUUGAACAGAAGCUUCGCAGAUAUGCAGGAUAAUUAUAGUAAUGAAUAUACUAUUAGUGCACUGCGAGCAACUCUGAAUUACUUUGAGAACUUUCUUGUAUAAUAAUGGAAGAUGUACAUAAAUUUUGUGUCAAUAAAUGCAAAUAUACCC
Messenger RNA from Trichobilharzia szidati, 1505 nucleotides. NCBI's taxonomy places the organism in Eukaryota, Metazoa, Platyhelminthes, Trematoda, Strigeidida, Schistosomatidae. The record is from the annotation of a GenBank genome assembly.